AUAAAAAAUUAAAAUUGUAAACAGAUAAGAGACUAGUAAAUGUAAUUUCCAUCUACAAGCACUAAACUCUAACCUAGGCUAAUCUAAUCGUAGGAAGGGAAAACUUACAAAACGUAUACACUGAUAGUGGCGCUCCUCUAUCUUGUUUUUAGUUUACAUUUGUGCCAUUCAUGUCGCUGUAGUCAAUCAUUCUUCGAGUGAAGAUUAGUGGACAAUGUUUAAUUUUAAUCGAAGUUUAAAGCAAUGGUGGAGGAAUUUGUAACUAUUUUUCGAAAUAUUUUUAUGUAUAUACUUACCUUCUCUUAAAUAGUUUGUUUUAGGUUCAGUAAUAAUUUGUUUAACGAGAUUAUGAAUGUUGAUGUAACAUGAGUUAAAAAUGUAGUAAAAAUAAAAUUUGUUCACACGAAACAUUAUUUCAUAUCGAACUAAUAGAAACGUUUACUUCGAUUUAAGUUAACGGGUAAUUAAAUCUGUACGUCGUUAGUUAAUUUUAAUAGUGUUUUUCGGUUUGUAUUGAAUUGUUACAUUAACUUUAAAAAUGGCGGCUCAAGGUUUACCGACGAAAAUAAAAGAAUUACGUUUACCAAUUUCAAGAGUUAAAACGAUAAUGAAAAGUUCGCCUUACGUAGAUACGGUUGGACAAGACGGAUUAUAUUUGGUUACAAAAGCUACGGAAUUAUUUAUUCAUUACUUAACAACAGAGGCUCAUAUGCAAAAUAAUAAAGGAAAUAAUUUAGAUUAUAAACAUUUGGCAGAGGUAGUGCAGACAAAACAAACAUUGGAAUUUCUACGUGAAAUAAUACCUCGGAAAAUUACAGUAAGGCGAUUCAAAGAAAUGAUGGCAGCCAAAUCAUCGACUAGUAGUUCUUCAGAUGAAAGUAGCUCAGAUUCAGACAGUGAUAGUGAAUCUGAUACUGACUCUUGUUCUAAUACCGACACAAAAGAUGAUAACGAAAAUUCAUCGACUAGUGAACAUGAAUUAGAAACUCAAGAAAAUGGUAAAAAUAGUUACAGUGAUAAAAGUGAUAGCGAUGAGGAAUCUAAGAGGUAGAAAUAAGCAAAUAGAGAAUCUAAUUCUAUAUUAUAUAAUUUAUAAAUAUUUUAGAAAAUAUUUUAUCUAUAAUUUUAUUUCUAAGACGUCUUAAUAAAGAAAUCAUAUUAUAUCUUUAUGAUUCUUAUUCGUUAAUAGAUCUUAUUAUUUAAAUUAAUUAUUGUAGUUAAAGAUUAAAAAUAUGAAAAUUCAGUUAGAGAGUCAAAAAUUAGCGGAAAAUAU
Molecule: messenger RNA, 1273 nt
Organism: Polistes dominula (European paper wasp)
Lineage: Eukaryota; Metazoa; Arthropoda; Insecta; Hymenoptera; Vespidae
Gene: Chrac-16
Product: chromatin accessibility complex protein 1
Biological process (GO): chromatin remodeling; DNA-templated DNA replication
Cellular component (GO): CHRAC; nucleus
Molecular function (GO): protein heterodimerization activity
Source: RefSeq, a predicted model, not a curated record